AUGUUGAUUGAAGAGCAUGACAAGCGUCGUGCAUCAUGGAGUGACAUUCUCGCGAUCAUAGCUUUAAUCUUUGGUGGUUGCUGUACAAAUGUCAUUGCUUUAGAAAGAUUAGUUGCAGAUGCUCCAAAAAGUGGAAACCUGUUCACUUUAGCACAAUUCUUGUUCAUUACCGGUGAAGGCUUUCUUUACAAUCUUGAUUUUUCUUCGUCCGUCCCACAACUUAAGAAACGGGGGGUUCCCUUAUACCGCUGGUUUUUGCAAGUAGUAAUGUUUUUUACGGUGUCAGUGUUGAAUAAUAUAGCAUUCGGAUAUAGGAUAUCCGUACCUUUACACAUUAUUUUUCGUAGUGGUGGAUUGAUUGUCAGUAUGAUAUUGGGUUGGACAAUAAGAAAAAGAAGAUAUUCAAUAGAACAAGUUAUCGCAGUUGUGAUGGUUACUAUUGGUGUCAUUCUUGCAACUAUUAGUUCAUCCGAUGUUGGUAUGGAGGGGGAUGCCACUGUUGGAACACCAGAAUACGUGACUGGUAUCUCGUUACUUUCAAUCACAUUAGUAUUAUCAUGUUUUAUGGGUUUAUAUCAAGAGUUUACAUAUGAGAAAUAUCAAAGCGAUUGGCGUGAAGGGCUAUUCUACACGCAUUUUUUGGCAUUACCGCUCUUUUUAUUGUUUUAUUCUGAUAUCAAAGACCAAAUCCAAGUUUACAAUGAAUCUAUGUUGACGCCACUGAGUAAGAUAUUACCUAUUCCUGAUGGAUUCCAAAAUAUUUCGACUUGUUGUACUUUUCCAAGGACAUGGGUUUACCUCUUCAUAAAUGUUCUUACUCAGUAUGUGUGCAUUUCGGGAGUUCAUAAACUGCAAUCCGUAGUCACUGCGUUAACGUUAAAUCUAGUUUUGAAUAUUCGAAAAUUUACAUCUCUUGUUAUUUCAAUAUGGUUGUUUAAUAAUAAGCUUCAUUCCGGGAUUGUAAUCGGAGGUCUUUUGGUAUUUGUGGGAACUUUAUUAUAUUCCAUUGGUGCUAAUAAGCCUAAAGAACCGAAAAUCAAUGAACAUUCGGAGAAAAUGUUUAAAGAUUCGGAUAAAGACAUUUGGAAUGCUAGAACUAUUGAACGACUUGCAGAGUUAACAACUAGUUCUACCGGAAGGAAUAGCAUAACUAGCACUCCAGUCAAACGGGAAUCCCCAAAUAUAGUCAGUAAAAAUAUAGGAAAAAAGUAUAAAGCUUCCUCGUUACCGGCAUCUCCAAAUAAAAUCAACGUUUUACAAAGACGGGUAUUAGAACAGCCUAAAGUAAACACGUUAAAUUCUGCUAGUAGCAAUGGUGGUUUACUUACAAAGGAUCGUAAAACAAAUAAUUUCGCAAAAAAGAAUAAUACCGUUAGUUCAGCGACGUUAUUUGAUUUUUUCAGUCGUCCAACGGAAUCGAACUGUAGUCCAAAUAUUAGAAAAGGUACUCUAAAAGGAAAAUUAGAAAAUGAAGCAAUCAACAUAAUAACGUCAAAAUAUUGGAAUUUAUCUGAAGCUACAACCAUACUUAAAUUGGAAAAUGCUGACUCUAAUAGCCAAAGUGAUUCUAAUGUUCUGUGUGAUAACGAUAAUGGGAAUAACAUUUUUGAUAAUGACACUCAAUAUAAGGAUGAAACUCUUGGUAAAGAUGAGAGUACCCGCAGCUUUGUAAGAUCGAAUUCGAAGAAAGAAUGCCCGUGGUACAAGAAAUUACAGGAUACGAACAUAACGGUUGAUGCAUUCAAGUAUGGAAAUAUCCCGAAUUGUACCGCCUACUUCCUGAGUCAUUUCCACUCCGACCAUUAUAUUGGGUUAUCCUCAAAAUGGUCACAUGGGCCUAUAUAUUGUUCAACAGUGACUGGCAAUUUAGUUAUUCAGCAAUUACGUGUUAAGCCUCAAUAUGUUCGAAAAUUGCCCAUGAACGAAGAGGUUGCCAUUGAUAAGACUAAUACUACAGUCACAUUAAUUGAUGCAAACCACUGUCCGGGAUCUGCAUUAUUUUUAUUCAAAACCAAAUUUGCUGACGGUAAAAUUAAGCGAUACCUUCAUACUGGUGAUUUUCGAGCAUGUCCACGUCAAGUGCUUCAUUCAGCAAUAGCACAACCUGAUAAUCCGCAAAUAGAUAUUUUAUAUCUUGACACUACUUAUUUGAACGAGCGAUAUUGCUUUCCAGCUCAGGAACAGGUUGUCAAUGCUAUCAUACAAUUGAUCAAAGAAGUGAUUAAGAAUGGUGAAUUACUUCCUCUGAAGCGCAUGAAGAAGACCAUAAAAGAACAAGAGGAUAAAUCGCAGAUGGUAUUGGAUCAAUGGUUCAAAGGAAAGCCAAAAGAAGAGUUGACUCAUUCAGAUUCAGAUUUAAACAAAGAAGAGGAGGAUUCUAUAGAAAUUUUAGACACAAAUUUAUCCACUACAAGUAUGAAUAUCGAUGAAACUGAACAGAAAUGUGUUAGUUUGCAGGAUAGUAAAAUUCUGAUCGUUGUCGGCACUUAUUUGAUUGGUAAAGAGAAGGUUUUCUGGGGUAUCGCGAAGGCAUUAAACUCUAAAAUCUACGUGUCAGAUGCCAAACGAAAAAUGAUUAUGUGUCAAGAAAACCCUGAGUUGGAAGCGCUUUUAACAGGCAACCCUCAAGAAGCUUCUGUGCAUGUUAUGUAUUUGACAAAAAUAAAACCAGAGGAAUUAAUAUAUUAUCUCCAAAAUCUGCAACCAACGUUUAAACAUGUCAUGGCAUUCCGACCAACCGGUUGGGCCUAUAAACCCUCUACUUGUGGGGCAUUUACGACAUCAUCUACAACCGAUGUGAUAUUGAAUAGUGCACCUUCUUAUACUAUGGAUUUGAUAACUCCAUCAUAUAAUUCCCCAACUUGUCAAAUAUUUGGAGUUCCUUACUCUGAACAUUCCAGUUUCCGUGAGCUUGCAGCAUUCAUCAUGUCUUUGAAUAUAGGUCGAAUUAUACCAACAGUAAACAUUGAAUCUGAAGAAAGUCGGAAAGAGAUGGAUUACUGGCUAAAUAAAUGGCAGAAUGAAAAGAAAAAGAAUAAAAAUGUUAGAAUUGCACCAUAUUCUAUUAUCGAUUAUUGGUAG
This is a messenger RNA of Cetraspora pellucida, 3081 nucleotides long. Lineage: Eukaryota; Fungi; Glomeromycota; Glomeromycetes; Diversisporales; Gigasporaceae. The record is from the annotation of a GenBank genome assembly.